GCAGUCGCAAGACCCAAGCAUGGCGGCCACCAGGUGCCUACGCUGGGCCCUGAACCGAGCCGGAGUCUGGCUGCUCCCACCGCCCGCACGGUGCCCACGCCGGGGGCUGCACAAGCAGAAAGAUGGCACUGAGUUCAAGAGUAUCUACAGCCUGGACAAGCUCUACCCUGAAUCUCAGGGCUCAGACACCGCCUGGAGGGUCCCGGAUGGUGCAAAGCAAGCCAACAGUGACAUCCCUCUAGAUCGCUUGACAAUAUCUUAUUGUCGGAGUAGUGGUCCUGGGGGGCAGAAUGUGAACAAAGUGAAUUCCAAGGCGGAAGUCAGGUUCCAUUUGGCAACUGCCGACUGGAUUGCAGAGCCUGUGCGGCAGAAGAUAGCCAUCAUGCAUAAAAACAAGAUCAACAGGUUAGGAGAGUUGAUCCUCACCUCUGAGAGCAGCCGCUAUCAGUUCCGGAAUCUGGCAGACUGCCUGCAGAAAAUUCGAGACAUGAUCGCUGAGGCCAGCGAGACACCCAAGGAGCCAACAAAAGAAGAUGUUAAACUUCAGAGAAUCAGGAUAGAAAACAUGAAUCGGGAAAGGCUGAGACAAAAGAGAAUUCAUUCUGCUGUAAAGACAAGCAGGAGGGUUGACGUGGACUGAAAUCACCCUCUGCAGCCGGGAGGGCUCGUCUGGGUGUCAGGGCAGCUGCAGCUGAGAGGCCUUUCACACUAUAAGGAGAUUUCCUUUUUUCUUUUUGGCUGUUAAUGCUUGUCUAUAACAUUGGAGCCAUCACAAGAAUGUUCAUUUGGAAUGAAGGUUGCAGGCACUGGUUGCAUAAGUCUUUAUAGGCAGUCACCAUAUUGUCAAACCUUAAUAAUGCAUCUAAUGUGUUAGCCACAAUAAAAUUCAAAACUCA
Messenger RNA from Rhinopithecus roxellana (golden snub-nosed monkey), 896 nucleotides. It is a transcript of the gene MRPL58, whose product is annotated as mitochondrial ribosomal protein L58. Gene Ontology annotation, molecular function: translation release factor activity. Lineage: Eukaryota; Metazoa; Chordata; Mammalia; Primates; Cercopithecidae. Gene Ontology annotation, biological process: mitochondrial translational termination. The coding region runs from base 20 to 640 and encodes 206 amino acids. The transcript is spliced from 6 exons. The record is from RefSeq and is a predicted model, not a curated record. Gene Ontology annotation, cellular component: mitochondrial large ribosomal subunit.